AUGCAUGUGAAGCCUUGCGAAGUAGAUUUUGACGGACAGGCGUACACAUUUAAAGCUUCUCAACAAUUUGAGAAGGGUGAAGAGCUAUUCAUGAGCUAUGGAUCACAUCCGAAUGACUUCCUCUUGGUUGAAUAUGGAUUUUGUCUUGAAGACAACGAGUCGGACGCCGUUUAUCUCGACGAUAUCGUCUAUAGAGAGCUCACAGCUGCCCACAAGAAAGAACUACUUUCUCAGAAACUCUACGGGAACUACAAAGUAACGUCAGUUGGUGUCUGCCACCGCGCCAAGGCUGUUGCUUGCAUCAAAUACAUGACGAGUCGUCAGUGGCGUAAUUACGUCUUGGGCCGCAUCCAGGACGAGGAGAAUAAAACCACAAGUAUACUUCAUGAUUGGGUUGGCACCUAUAUCAAGGAAAGCACAGUCAAAAUCCAAUCAUUGAAGGACAUACAAAUGGAACAGCAACUGGGUGCCCGAGACGGAAAGAAUGAUAAAAUUGAUCUCUUGUUGAACAGAUGGGUUCGUAUUAAGACACUGUGCGAGGAUGCCUUAAGAGCCAUCUCCUUUUAA
This is a messenger RNA of Talaromyces amestolkiae, 567 nucleotides long. RefSeq lists its product as uncharacterized. The transcript is spliced from 5 exons. Bases 1 to 567 code for a protein of 188 amino acids. Lineage: Eukaryota; Fungi; Ascomycota; Eurotiomycetes; Eurotiales; Trichocomaceae. The record is from RefSeq and is a predicted model, not a curated record. Gene Ontology annotation, biological process: peptidyl-lysine monomethylation. Gene Ontology annotation, molecular function: protein-lysine N-methyltransferase activity.